CCCAUUUCCCUCUUUUCUUCCGCAAAAGAAAAAUAAUGCCCCUCUCUUCAUCUUUUAAACAGUAAGCACAGUGCGCCUCGUUCCUCAGAUCCAUCCUCGACGUCGAAACUCCACCGCCCACGUCGCUGGCUGCGAGCACCGUCGCACUGUCCCUCGCGUCCCGCUGCCGCACCCCCACGGCAAAGCCCCACCAGGCGACGCAUGGUCUUCCCCACUCCCUCUGAAGAAAGAGAGGAAAACAUGGAGAAUAAGGAAGAGGAGGAGGAAGAAGAAGACGACCGGAGAGAAGCGGCGAUUGCUUUAAAAACCUCUUUACGACCUGAUUUCAAGCCCAAAUCUAAUGCCAUCUCCCAAGCUCAGUUCUCAAAGUUCCAAGAGCUGAACAGGAGGCGUUUAGAAAUAAAGUCAAAAUCAAAUUUCAAAAAGAAACAAAAAGGUGAUCUGACCAAAUCACAACGCAAAAAUCCGAAUACCAAUGAUGUUGAGCAUAAAGAUACAAGUUCUCAGAGUUCUGACAAGCACAAUAAUAAAGACAGCUCCCUAUUACAGCAAGAGAGCAUUACAACUUAUUCUGCACCAAUGCCACGCCAGAAGUUACAUUGGGGGCUCGACACAAAGGAAAGGUGGGAAAGAAAAGCAAACAUGUAAAUAUCACAUGGCGGUGGAAUUCUGUCUGGUCAAGUUGUUGCAAAUGAAUCUCUAAGGUGGUCUCUUGAGCUCGGUAUACACGGUGUUUUUAUUUUGUUUUCCUUUAGGGACGCGUUACAUACUUCUUGAGAAAUAUAUUCAUUUCCAGUCAUGUACGAGGAACCAUUGUACAUUUGAAUAGUGCGUGGUAUUAUACAAAACUGUUGGGAGUUUCUCUAGUAAGCAAGUCCUACCGAUAGUGCCAAUUUCUGACUAUUAUUAGAUUAGGUCACAAUCAUAUUAGAUUAAAAUAGUAUGCAAAAGUGACCGUUUCUGAUACAAGAUUUGA
Molecule: messenger RNA, 976 nt
Organism: Morus notabilis
Lineage: Eukaryota; Viridiplantae; Streptophyta; Magnoliopsida; Rosales; Moraceae
Product: bromodomain-containing protein DDB_G0278469
Exons: 4
Coding region: 202-648 (148 amino acids)
Source: RefSeq, a predicted model, not a curated record